This is a messenger RNA of Linum trigynum, 1221 nucleotides long. The record is from the annotation of a GenBank genome assembly. NCBI's taxonomy places the organism in Eukaryota, Viridiplantae, Streptophyta, Magnoliopsida, Malpighiales, Linaceae.
CUCAUUUAAUAAUUCUGUCCUACACAAUUUGGGCCCACAAUCUGCACCCAUGGGCCUAGCCAACGAACAUCCGGCCCAAACCCGAGCCCGAUCCACAACCGGUGCCCUGAGUGUCCCCGACCGGCGACAGGUUGUCACUACUAUAUUCCAAGUCCCACCCAACCCAGGAGGAAACUGCUUACCAGACCGGAAAGAAAGCGGCGAAACGAUGGCAUCCAAUUCCGCCGCAGCCGCAGCUGCAGCUGCCCGAAGGAGAAAAAUCGUCGAGCGUGGCGCCGACCGAUUAGCUCUCAUCACCGGCCGGCUCUCCUCUCUUCCUCCCGAAUCCACCAUCGACGCUAACCUUAAGCCUUCUGCCGACUCAUCUCCCCAGUCGACUUCCGAUCACCAACUUCCUAGCCCGCAUCUCCUUCCCCGUGGAAUCGCCGCCGGUGAACCAGUAUCCCAGCCGCCGAAUCCUCCUUCGAACCAAAUCGAACAGCCGAUGCUCCAGAAAACAAAUGAUUCCGUUAGCGGUAAGGAAGAAACCUUCGGUAGGGAACUACCGGAACAAGCUACCGCCGCCGUUGAUUCGGCCAGAGGCCACGCCGGCAGCGUUUUAGACCGUCCCGUUUCGGAUGAAAUUAGCGGCCGAUCGGAUAUGAAUCCGACGGCCAUGGGAGCCGCUUCCGGCACAGAGCAACUUCUCCUCCGUGGAAGCACUCGUCAGAGAAGAGUUUCGAUGAGUCCAAGUCAGAUAAGUUCCGGCAUCACAGCAUCAGAAAGAACCAGAGUUCUCUGCUCAGUAGCUGUCGCCAUUUUAGUAGUCUCGUCAUCUCUAGGGUUCCCUCUCCUUGGGAACGAGAUAGUGAAGGGAAUUCUGAGCUUCAGGCCGCUUUACCUGCUGCUUGUAACCAACGUGACAAUCGUGAUCGCAGCUAUCCUUUCGAACAACGACCGGAGAGGUUCUGCAAUGGUGGAUGAUGGGGCAGCAGGACUCGAAUUGCCAUCCGGCGGCAGCAACAGCUACGAUUGGGCUGCACAAGCAAGCAAGGCAUUAGAGAUAAGUUUCGUGGCGAAGAAAGCAAUCGAAGCCUUACUGAUGGAUGUCAGCGUUUAUGCAAUCAUUGUUGUUUGUGCUUUCUGCCUUCUCCGAUGAUAACACAACCACGACGAAUCCCAUCUGUGUUGUUCUUUCAAUAAUGUAGCACGAACAAUUUUCCUGUGUUUCGAUUGUAAUGG